Messenger RNA from Camellia sinensis, 1123 nucleotides. RefSeq names its product LOB domain-containing protein 1. Lineage: Eukaryota; Viridiplantae; Streptophyta; Magnoliopsida; Ericales; Theaceae. The record is from RefSeq and is a predicted model, not a curated record.
GACAUUGGUCUCCACCUCAAGUCACCACCACCACAACCACCCCCAAAUUCUUCCUCCCCCCACUUCCAAAUCCUUUCUCUCUCUCUCUCUCUCUCUCUUAAGAUGGAGACCAGUGACACAACAACAACAACCAUUAGUUCAUCAUCUCCUCCACACUCUCUCUCACCUUCAUCGUCAUCUUCUCCUCCUCCUCCACCAUCUCAUCAGGUGGUUGUUAGUCCUUGUGCCGCGUGCAAGAUCCUUAGGCGGCGGUGCGCGGAGAAAUGCGUGUUGGCGCCGUACUUUCCCCCCACCGAUCCCCUCAAGUUCACCACCGCUCACCGCGUGUUUGGCGCCAGCAACAUUAUCAAGUUCUUGCAGGAACUUCCAGAGUCUCAAAGAGCAGAUGCAGUGAGCAGCAUGGUAUACGAGGCCAAUGCCAGGCUCCGGGAUCCGGUUUAUGGAUGUGCUGGGGCAAUCUGUCAUCUCCAAAAGCAAGUUGGUGAUCUCCAAGCCCAACUAGCAAAGGCACAAGCCGAGCUCAUCAACAUGCAAUGCCAGCAAGAAAACCUAGUGACCUUUAUUUGCAUGGAAAUGGGUCAAUCUCCACAAGCAGCCCCGCCUCAACAACAACAACAAUCUUUCGACAACUUCAUGAUCAACAAUCCUCAAAUGAUCAGCUUCCAUGUCAAUAAUCCGACCUUGCUAGAUGAGAACAUGUGGGAGCCUCUGUGGACAUGAACGAUUCAACAAGAUAUAACGCUAUUGCACAGAAAAAAAUAUACAAAGAAGUCAAAGUCAAUGUGUGACUUGAAUUCGUUUUUCUGUAUUUUUUCUGUGCACGUAACAUUAUUGCAUGACGAUUCAAUUACCUAGCUAUUCUCUCCUAACUCCAAAGCUAAUUGCAACAAUGGGAAGGAGAUAUUACUGAUGAGGAAGAUAUAUGAAUAAAGUUGAUGUAUUAUUAGAGUAGGAACCAAAUGUAAUAUUAUUUGUAUGAACAAAAUAGGAAAAAAUUAUUAGGUUCUAAUAUGUUCUUUGACAAUGCGAAAGAAUUAGUUGGUGGGUCUUUUUCCUAAUUGCAUGAUAUGAUUUAAUAUUGGAAGAUAUAAAGAGGAAUUAAAAGUCUUCGUUGCAAGUCCAA